UUGUAGGUGCUGGAGAAUCUGGGAAGAGUACAGUGGUGAAACAGAUGAGAAUUCUUCAUGUCAGUGGCUUCACUGAAGAGGAAAAGAAGGAAAAAAUAGAAAGUAUCAAAAAGAACAUCAGAGAUGCAAUCCUGACAAUAUCUGAUGCCAUGAGCACGCUAGUCCCUCCUGUACCCCUAGAGAACCCGGAGAACCAGUGGCGUGUUGACUAUAUGCAGGAUGUUGCAAGUUCUCUGAAUUUUGACUACCCAUCGGAGUUCUAUCAACAUACAGAAGCCCUCUGGAAAGACAAGGGAGUGCAAGCUGCAUAUGAGAGGUCCAAUGAAUACCAGCUCAUAGACUGUGCAAAAUAUUUCCUGGACAGAGUGAGUAUAAUCAAACAGCCGGAUUACACUCCAACUGAACAGGUAAUUAUCCAAAUGUGUUUUAACUA
This is a messenger RNA of Limulus polyphemus (Atlantic horseshoe crab), 433 nucleotides long. RefSeq names its product guanine nucleotide-binding protein G(s) subunit alpha-like. The record is from RefSeq and is a predicted model, not a curated record. Lineage: Eukaryota; Metazoa; Arthropoda; Merostomata; Xiphosura; Limulidae. The annotation marks the transcript as partial. The transcript is spliced from 5 exons. Gene Ontology annotation, molecular function: GTP binding; GTPase activity; G-protein beta/gamma-subunit complex binding. Gene Ontology annotation, biological process: sensory perception of chemical stimulus; adenylate cyclase-activating dopamine receptor signaling pathway. Gene Ontology annotation, cellular component: heterotrimeric G-protein complex.